Messenger RNA from Sphaeroforma arctica JP610, 1114 nucleotides. RefSeq lists its product as hypothetical. The annotation marks the transcript as partial. The transcript has 6 exons. NCBI's taxonomy places the organism in Eukaryota, Ichthyosporea, Ichthyophonida. The record is from RefSeq and is a predicted model, not a curated record. Gene Ontology annotation, molecular function: chromatin binding; protein binding. Gene Ontology annotation, cellular component: synaptonemal complex; cohesin complex. Gene Ontology annotation, biological process: synaptonemal complex assembly; mitotic sister chromatid cohesion; replication-born double-strand break repair via sister chromatid exchange.
CGUGUGCUUUAUGAAGUACUAUUAUGCAAAGUAUUUAUAUAAAUACUUGUGAUGGCUACGUAUACUUACUUUUAACUAUUUAUCAACCUCUACAAAUUAACACGAGUACUGAAAAGCAAUAUUGGCAAUUAUACAUACAACGGAAUCGACCUAUACGGGUGCUAGCGCUGUACUGGGUUAGCAGAUAAACCGCUGGAAAUGUUUUAUUCGAAAUUCAUCCUCAACUCACAGGGGCCUUUGGGCGUAGUAUGGCACGCGGCGCAUUGGGAUGUGAAGAAAAAUGUAGUCAACGAGACACAGAUCGACAAAAAAGUCGAGUACAUCGUUUCACCAGCAGUGCCAAUAGCCCUCCGUACUUGUGGCCAUCUGCUGGUCGGUGUCGUUAAAAUCUAUUCGCGCAAAGCCAAGUAUCUGCUCAACGAUGCCAGCGAUGCGCUGUCGAAGAUCAAGGUCGCCUUCCGCCCGGGCACAGUGGAUAUGCCCGAAAAUCAACAAACAGUUGCCGCCAACGCCAUCACACUCGCCGACAAGGACGUGAACUCUAUUGGAAACCUGGAUCUCGAUCAAGCCCUUCUAGAGGUGGGACUCAACGACUACAUCGGAAACUCCGACCUGAUCACCGCCGCGGACCACGACAUCACUCUGCACGAGGCACUGGCCGCUCAGGGAAUCGAUGAGGAGGAUAUAACAGGGGGCCUAAACAUGGAUAGCAAUGAUCUAGACAUGGAUAGCAACAUGCUCAUGGCGGGUGAUAUGAACCUGGAUGAUCUCAAUGACAUAGACCUGGACCUGGAAAUUGAGGCCGGGCGAGACGCCGGCGUGGAGACCAGUUAUAGACCCGAAGUGGACGAGAGCUUGGACCUGAGCAUGUUUGAUAACAGCCGCGUUGCAGUGGAUGAGCAUGGCAACAAAAUCGCGCCUAAAGGAAAGGAGAAAGCCGGGACGUCUGAGUCGGAUAUCGAAAUGCCGCGUGACGCCCAGGCAGGCGCUGACAUCAGUGAGAUCAAUGAUACUGGCAAAGCCAACGGCGAGAUCAAUUUGGAUCUGGAUAUGGGCGAGAGCGAGUUAGGGCUUGACGGAGCUCCAGGAGACUUUAACCUCGACAUGGAUCUGG